GUAGCCAAAGAUCAAAGAUGCCAAGAUGUUUCAAUGUCGGGCUAUGGUACCGUUUGUCAACAUCAGAGCUGGUUUACAGGAUCUCUCAUUCAAAGACUUUGAGAUUAUUAAAGUAAAAUCGAAGCCGGAAGUGAGAAGCAGGGAACCAUUUCGGUUCGUUCGGCUAACGGCUGUAGACACAGCAGCAUCAGACAGAGAGAAAGCGUCAACCUAAUGAUGGAGGAACUCGAAGAUGAUUGCACUCCUCCUGCUGAGGACCUGGUUGAAUGCAGAAUUUGUCAAAGAUCCUUCUUCCCUAAAGUCCUGGAAAAGCAUGCUAAAAUCUGUAACAAGACGCAGAGCAAAAGGAGGAAGGUCUUUGACUCCAGCAGGCAGAGGGCUGAGGGCACAGACAUCUCCGUACUCAAACCUUUAAAAUCAAAGUCACACAGUUCAUCUGCUUCUGUGAAAGCAGAACCUCCUAAGAAGCAAUCUAACUGGCGCAAGAAACAUGAGGACUUCAUCGCUACCAUCCGUGCGGCCAAGGGUAUCACUCAGGUCAUGAAGGACGGGGGACCGUUACCCCCGCCUCCUCCUCCGACUUAUGACCCAGACUAUGUCCAGUGUCCUUUCUGUCAGCGAAGGUUCAACGAGGGAGCAGCUGACAGACACAUCAAGUUCUGUCAGGAGCAGGCCGCUCGUAUGCCGAACAAGGGCAAGUUAGGAGAAGCCAAGAAGCCUCCUGCUCGCACACAGUUGAAGCCUCAAGGUCCUGCUAAGAAGGUCAACUCACCUGCUGUGUCCACCAUCCCCUCAGCCUCCUCUCGCUUACCCCAGAGAUCAGGCCUGGGCCAGCCCACUGGUAUCCCGCCUAAUAGGACCUCUUCUGCAGGUAUAGUGAGGGGCAGUCCUUCUGGCCUUACAACCCCUCCUUCAGGUGUGGGAAAUAAGCCCCGAGCAGUGAGCUCUGGCUAUGGGCCAGUUAGGAACACACCGCCUGGAGCAGCACUCAACAAGAAGAAAGCAGAUACCUACAUAUCCAGGAAUGAUGUGGAUGGGAGUAACGACGUUGGAAACGGUGGAAUGAAGAGCAAGUUCUGUCACGCUUGUGGGACAAAGUAUCCUGUUGAGUCUGCCAAAUUCUGCUGUGAGUGUGGGAUCAGGAGAAUGUGCAUCUGAAGGAACUUAAUAAAGCCAUAUGGAUGCAACGGUACUCAAACUAGUGUAAGAGAGUUUCAAGAAAGCUGAUAAGAAUCUUACCCGUCUGUAUUUUCAUGCUUGAGUGUAACUUCAGCAGUAAAAUGGUGUGCUCAGCAUCCAGUGCUUUGAUGCUCUGAUUUCUUCCCUAAAUGCUGGUUAGUCCUCGUGGAGUUAGCUGGUCCUUUUUGCUUAUACUACCCUUAGGUUUAUACUUCAGAGGCAUACAAAAAAUACCAAUUUAGCUAUUUGGAAAACAAAGAUAACAGUCCUACUCUGCCUUUUAUUUUGCAUAUCGCUAAUAAGGAAUUCUAAGUGAAGGCUGGAGGAUUUUAGUCGUUAGCUGAUUGGUAAUGAAGUUGCAUUGAUCUGUGUCACAUCUGACACAGCACACUGGCUUGUAAUUGACCUCCUUUUACUGUUGGACAUGCGCCCGUAUUCAGAAGCUUAAGCAGAAACACGCUGCGUUUCAAACGUAAGCAUUAAAUGGAAGAAACAACCUUAUUGUCAGCGGACAAUAUUUACAAGAUUGAUGACCUAAAGAGCGGCGUCAGUGUGAGCAGUUUGAAGCAUCCUUAGAAGAGGUAGCAUACAAGAUGAGUCAGAGAGAUGAUAGAGGCUGAGAUGUGGGUUGUAAAAUGUAUAAAAGAAGUAAAGAGAAAGUGUGACUCAGCAGAAGUGGGUGUGAAAGCCCCGGUCUCUCUGUUCCCAGUCAACCCUGAUCUGAAAUCCAUUCCUUACUCCUGGUUUGCUGCGCUCCCUCACAAAUAGAAUCUGCUCCUCUUGACGUGCAAUAUGAUUUACUACUGACAAAUAAAAACAAACAGAGGGACUGUGAUGGACUUUUGGAAAGAUAUGGCGAUGUUUAGUCAGGGACCCGUUCAAGGAUGUAAGCUGUUGAAGGCCGUUGCUCUCUUUGAGGUCACUUUACAGGCUAACGUUUGUUUCCGGUCAUCUCAUCACCAUCCUAAGCCUGAUGUUUGUAGAUAACUGUAGCAUUAGAUCAAACUGUUUUAUUCCUAUCUUUUUUCUACAAUGUAAUGACGUAUUUAUUUUCUUAUUCACUUUCAUUUUUACUGAUGAACACAGACUGCACCUUUUUUUUUUGUUGAUGCUCUUUAGGAUUGAAAGUUGGAUGUGUAUGAAACCUAAAUGCACCCGGAUGUGUUGCAGUUGCUUUUCCUUGUCAGUGUCACUAUUUAGUCAGUAUUCAUUAAGGUCGUGCAUAGUGCAUUACCAGUCCAAAGUUUGGACACACCUUCUCAUUCAAGGGUUUGUAUUUAUUGUAAUGAUUAUAAACACUGUAGAUUAAUACUGAAGACAUCAAAACUAUGAAAGAACAUAUAUGGAAUUAUUGAAUGAACAAAAAAGUGUUAAACAAAGCAGAAUAUGUUUUAUAUUUUAGAUUCUGUAAAGUAGCCCCCUUUUUCCUUCAUGACAGCUUUGCACACUCUUGGUAUUCUCUCAGUCUGCUUCAUGAAGUGGUCUCCUGGAAUGGUUUCUAAUGAACAUGAGCCUUGUCAAGAGUUCAUUUGUAGAAUGACUUGCCUUCUUAAUGUGUUUGAGACCAUCAGUUGUGUUGUUCAGAGGUAGGGUUAGUACACAAUGGAUAGACCUAUUUGACUACUGUUGUAAUCCAGAUUAUGGCAAAACCAGAUGAUUUCAUAGUUUUGAUGUCUUCAGUAUUAAUCUGCAAUGUUGAAAAUAAUUAAUAUAAAUAAAAACCAUUGAAUGAGAAGGUGUGUCCAAACUUUUUACUGGUAGUGUAAAGUAACACUACAGUUUGGUUUAUCUCUCUGCUUCAUGUAACAGACUCCUUUUAUGACCUGAUAUGGUUUGUUAACAUCUGGUUCACUAAGAGGGAACGGCCUCCACUGGAGGUGCAUAUUUAUUAUUCUUAAAUCACAAAAUGUUUCAAACAGUGAUUAAUAAUGAUCAUCUAAUCCCUUUAGGAAGAAAGGGAUUCAUUUUAAGUUUCAUGAAGCAAACUAUAUUUAUGUAAGAGGAGAAGAAAGAGACUGGUGUGUGUACUUGUACUGUUGCAGCAGUUGUUAGGCUGGAUGUGCAUUUAAUGCCAUAUUUAUCCACCAUCAAUAAAUUUCUAUGAAGACAA
Molecule: messenger RNA, 3289 nt
Organism: Notolabrus celidotus (New Zealand spotty)
Lineage: Eukaryota; Metazoa; Chordata; Actinopteri; Labriformes; Labridae
Gene: zc2hc1a
Product: zinc finger, C2HC-type containing 1A
Exons: 11
Coding region: 214-1158 (314 amino acids)
Source: RefSeq, a predicted model, not a curated record